UACUUUCUCCUUCCUCCUUAAGAAAUUCACAACGUGGAAAGAAAUUCUGUGGGGAAACCAAACAUGUAAACGAGUGCAGCACUGAGAACGGAGGCUGUCAGGACCAAUGCUGUAACACCAUUGGCAGCUACCACUGCAAAUGUCCAGCUGGCCAGAAACUGGGGGAAGAUGGGAAAUCAUGUGGAGAUGUGGAUGAGUGUGCAGAGGUGAAUGGAGGCUGCCAGCAGGGCUGCAUCAACACCCACGGCUCCUUCCACUGCCACUGUCAGACAGGAUACAGGCUGCACUCCGAUGGGCGCACGUGCUUGAUGAUAGACCCCUGCACAAGUGGGAAUGGAGGAUGCUCACACAUCUGUCAAAAUGAGAGAGGAACUGCCAAAUGCGAGUGUCACCCAGGGCAUUAUCUUUCUACAGACAAGAAGUCCUGCUUAGACAUUGACGAGUGUGCAGAAGGGAGAGCCAGGUGUGCUCAUGGCUGUGUGAACACGCUGGGAUCCUUCACCUGUGCCUGUAAUCCCGGCUUCGAGCUGGGGGCUGAUGGGAAGCAGUGCUACCGCAUUGAAAUGGAGAUAGUGGACAGCUGCCAGAAGGACAACGGUGGGUGCUCCCACGGCUGCGAGCACACGGCAACAGGGCCACGCUGCUCCUGCCACGAUGGCUACGUGCUCAGCUCAGAUGGCAAGGCAUGCACAGACCUGGAUGAAUGCGAGACCGGCGAGUCGUGCUGCUCCCAGUUCUGCAUCAACUACGUGGGCAGCUACGAGUGCAGCUGUAGAGCAGGCUUCCAGCCCAGUGCUGACGGCUGUGGCUGCGAUGAUGUGGAUGAAUGUCGUCUUGAGAAUGGCAACUGCGACCACGUCUGCAUUAAUUCCCUGGGGUCAUAUGAAUGUGCCUGCAAGGAAGGGUUCCAGCUGGGCACUGACCGGCGCUCCUGCAUCGUGUUAGGAGGGGACUCAGCAGUGUCGGGCUUCGCAGGCGCUCCGGGGCUGCAGUUCAGAGGUGCCCCCCAGCUCCUGCACUACGUGCUCGGGGCCCUGCGUGAGGAUGAGGAUCAGCGAGGGGAGCUGACGCUGGUGCACAGAGCUGUUUGCCUUGAUAAUACUUUUGGCAAUGACUGCAGCUUGAGCUGUGAGGAUUGUAUGAAUGGAGGCAGAUGUAACAGUGAGAGCAGUGGCUGUGUUUGCUCACCUGGGUGGACCGGCAUUACCUGCAACGAAACCUGCUCCCAGGGCACGUACGGUGACGGUUGUGCCAGUACCUGCAAGUGCCAGAACGGAGGCUCCUGUGACCCCAUCACAGGGCUGUGUCGCUGCCCACCAGGAGUCCAGGGGCCAUUUUGUGAAGAUGGCUGUCCCAAGGGAUUUUUUGGGAAGAACUGCAACAAGCCAUGCAACUGUGCCAACAGCGGCCACUGCCACCGGCUGUAUGGAGCCUGCUUGUGUGACCCUGGGCUGUACGGACGCUUCUGCCACCUCACCUGUCCCAGGUGGGCUUUCGGUGUGGGCUGCUCACAGGAGUGUCAGUGUGUGAAGGAGCACACGCUGGGGUGCAGUGCACAGAACGGGACCUGCAGCUGCAAGCCUGGAUAUCAUGGCAAGAAAUGCCAGAAAGCAUGCACACCAGGCUUUUAUGGGGCUGGUUGCAAACUGAGGUGCAACUGUUCCACCAACGUUUUGUGUGACCACGAGACGGGAGCCUGCAAGCGUCCAUGCCCGCCUGGUUUCCAUGGAGAAAAAUGCCAUUCCUCCUGCAAUAGCGGCCACUGGGGACAGCGCUGCGAAAACUCCUGUGCCUGCAAUAACAGCGAUGGGAGCUGCGAUCCUGUCACCGGGUCCUGCUUCUGUGAGCCAGGAUUCACCGGGGAGCACUGCGAGCAGACUUGCCCAGAAGGAUUUUUUGGGCUUGACUGCCACCAGGUGUGCAACUGCAAGAACGCUGCAGGCUGUGACCAUGUCCUGGGGACGUGCCGCUGCCUCCCGGGCUGGAGGGGCGAGACCUGCGAGCAGCGUUAA
Messenger RNA from Centrocercus urophasianus (Greater sage-grouse), 2012 nucleotides. Its product is annotated as multiple epidermal growth factor-like domains protein 6. Bases 309 to 2012 code for a protein of 567 amino acids. Lineage: Eukaryota; Metazoa; Chordata; Aves; Galliformes; Phasianidae. The record is from RefSeq and is a predicted model, not a curated record. The transcript has 16 exons. Gene Ontology annotation, molecular function: calcium ion binding.